GAUUUUAGUUUCUUUGCUGAAUAUUCCUGCACUCUCAGACCAUUGCACCAUUGUGGUUUAUGUUUUGACUUUUAUUUUAUGAUUUUUCAUUUUUGUUUACGGCAGCAGCAGAUCUGAGCGCGUAGCCGCCGCUGUCCUUGAACGCAGCACCGCCCCGUUUGUCCCAGGGACCCUGAAGGCAUCUCGCAGCGGGCAGAAGCAGGAAGCGGAGACCGAGCAGCAGACGCUUCGAGCGGAGUCACUCCGGCGGGAGAGUCGGUCCUGAAGGCGAAUAGCUGGUCCGGGGAGCGGGACGGGGUCCGCCUGGACGGUCAACAUGUCCCCCCUCUUUCUGCUCGUCCUCUUGGGGACAGCUGUGGCGGUAAACUGCGAUACUCAGAAGCUGACCUACAUCUACACGGCUCUGUCCAAACCGGUGGACCUGCCGGGCAUCCACGAGUUCACGGCCAUGGGUCGACUGAACCACAGGAUGAUCGACUACUUUGACAGCACCAACCAGGAGAAGGUCCCCAGGCAGGACUGGAUGAAGGACAGGCUCCCGGAAGACUACUGGAAGAAGGGGACGCAGUCCAUGAAGGACAAGCAGCAGUGGUUCAAGGACAGAAUCGACGACCUGAUGAAGAGAAUGAACCAGAGUGACGACGACGUCCACGUCCUGCAGUGGUUACAAGGCUGCGAAGGCAAACACCAGGACGACGGCUCGCUGAAGUUCGUCCGCGGCAUGGACAUGUACAACUACGACGGGGACGACUUCCUGUCCUACGACAACGAGCACCAGGUGUGGGUGGCCGCUGUCUCGGCGGCCGAGCCCUUCAAGAGGCAGAGGGACAACGUGCGAGUGCUAGAGUACACCAAGAACUACCUGGAGAGGGAGUGCAUGGACUGGCUGUCCAAGUUCUCUGCGUACGGAGAGAAACAGCUGAGAGACGCCAACCCUCCCGAUGUGUUCAUCUACGCCACCCCGUCCAGGAAGCCGGAGAUCUUGGUUCUGAGGUGCAUGGCCACCGGGUUCUAUUCCAAAGACAUCGUCCUGCAGAUCAGGAGGAACGGACGCGUCCUGGAACCGGCCGACGGCUUGGAGACCACCGGCGUCCGUCCCAACGAAGACGAGACCUUCCAGAGGAGGGACUGGGUGGAGAUUCUAAAGUCCGACCCGUCUAAUUACACCUGUCGAGUCUUCCAUGAAGCAUUGGGUUUCUACAUCGAGGAGUCUUGGGAUCGCACGAUUGACGAGUCGAAUGAAACGCCUGAUGAUUCCUCCACCGGGGUGAUGGUCGGGACCGUGGUCGGGAUCGUGGUCGGGGCUGGGCUCAUCGCUGUUCUUCUGGGGGUUCUUUGCAAGAAAGGAAUUCUAACUCCACCAUGCGGAGGAGAUGAAGGAACCGACUCAGCUGCGAGGAUCCCUCCGGGAAGCGUGGGUCAGCCUCUCAUGAAUGUUUCAGCUGGUGUACCGAAGACUGAGGUCCCCAACGGUCAGUGUUUCCCUCCACUCAGUCACAACAUGAGAUACAGUGUCACUGAACAAGCAGGUCCUAAUGUGUGUGUGUGUGUGUGUGUGUGUGUGUGGUGUGUGUGUGUGUGUGUGUGUGUGUGUGUGUGUGUAGGUACCAAUGGAGCCACUGUGUCCGUCCCUCUGAUGACUGGUUCUCAAGGUUCUGUGGGAGGUGGAUCAGACUCUGGUGUCACCUCCAAUCACUCGAGCAACAGCAGUCGAGACAACGACAACCAAUCAGGGAGGUCCCAGUGACGAGAUGCCGGCCUGCGGGGAACACGGACAGAACCGAAGAACCUCCAGAAGAAACCCUGACCCUGCAGCUCGUGUGUGUAGGGAAAAAAAAUGUUCUUGAGAAGGUGGUUUUUUUUCAUAAUAUUUGUAUUUGUUCAAAACAUUUCAAACUGCAGUGCAAAAAUAUGUAGAACGUUACUUUUUAAUGUAAACAACAAAUGUGCAUGACAGACUUUACAAAGUUCUGACUGCAGCAGAUAUCUUGUCAUCUUCUGCUUCCCGAAAAAAUAAGCGGAGGGAGGAGGCACCUGCAGCCCGUCCGUUUCAUUGGUGCUUCUGUGUGCUCGCAAAUGACAACAUCGACAAAGUGCAGCACGCAUGUAAAUCACCUUAGCUGCUCUUGCUGAUGAAUGCUGCUCUUUUCACCGCUCUGAGUUGAAUGACGUCUUUUCGCCAUGUUGACGUUGGAGAUGCUGCAGCCAGCACACGGAACAGAGGCGGCUUGUUUACAUUUUUUCAACCAAUGAGAAACCAGAGAAUUGAGUGACACAGCUGUUAGCCAAUCAUUUUAACCGUGUUUCUUUUUUUUUUAACCAAAAGUCUUACACCAUUGGACGAUAGGGUGUGUUGCAUUCAGGUGCAACUCUAAAAAGGAGGACAAAUGAGUGUCCAGCUUGAGGCUGCACCAGACAAGGCGUUUAAAAUCUGGACUGUCCGGCCUAAAUCCCGACGUAUGGCCACCCUGUCCUCCACCUGUCAGUCAGACCAGCCCCGUCUUCUCAGCUCUGCUGACCUGUGGUUAAAACGACCUGGUCUGGACUCUCUAAACCCUGAUCUGGACUCUGAAACCACCUGGUCUGGAGCUGUUUGAUGUGUUUUCCGAUAGCAGAAGGUGUUUGUGUUUUUAUCCAUCCAUCCAUCCAUUUUCUACCGCUUAUCCGGGGCCGGGUCGCGGGGGCAGCAGUCUCAGCAGGGAUGCCCAGACUUC
Molecule: messenger RNA, 2714 nt
Organism: Salarias fasciatus (jewelled blenny)
Lineage: Eukaryota; Metazoa; Chordata; Actinopteri; Blenniiformes; Blenniidae
Product: H-2 class I histocompatibility antigen, Q10 alpha chain-like
Exons: 13
Coding region: 317-1747 (476 amino acids)
Biological process (GO): immune response
Cellular component (GO): external side of plasma membrane
Source: RefSeq, a predicted model, not a curated record